Meyerozyma guilliermondii ATCC 6260 is the source of this 1161-nucleotide messenger RNA. RefSeq lists its product as uncharacterized. The coding region runs from base 1 to 1161 and encodes 386 amino acids. The record is from RefSeq and is a predicted model, not a curated record. NCBI's taxonomy places the organism in Eukaryota, Fungi, Ascomycota, Pichiomycetes, Serinales, Debaryomycetaceae. Gene Ontology annotation, cellular component: cytoplasm; eukaryotic translation initiation factor 4F complex. The transcript has a single exon. Gene Ontology annotation, molecular function: RNA 7-methylguanosine cap binding; translation initiation factor activity. Gene Ontology annotation, biological process: translational initiation.
AUGUCUGAAAAUUUGAAACGUGCUGAGUCCCUUUUCAAUAGGAUCAUGAAGCAGAAUGCCAGCAUCAGUAAUCCUUCUUUGACAAGAACAGCAGGCGAGGGACCAACUGGGGGCAAUGGAAACGGAGGAGGACGUCAGUCUGGUCACCAUCACCAUAAAUACAAGUCUCAUAAAAAUACCAAUCGUCAUCACCAUUACAAUUACUCGACCCAAUCGGGCACAUCCAAUGCUAAUUCCAAUGUAACAGCUGCCCUUCCCAAGAAAGAUCCCAUUAAAGCUGCCGACGAUACUAUAGCAAAAAUCCCUUCUGACCAUCAUAUAUUGCCAUAUUGUUGGACCAUAUGGUACCAUUCGCGGUCGAAACCAAAAAAGGAAACCGACGAAGAUCCCAAGGAAGAAACACCAGCACCGGUUGGAGUAGAUACCUAUUUAUAUCUGACCAAAGAAAUCGAGUUUUUGGACGUUAAUAGUCUUGACAAGUCCAAUUUGGUCACCAGCAUCGGAUCGAUCGAGCAAUUAUGGGUGAGUUUGUCGUCGAUCAAAAAGACAUACCAUCUCCCCAUAGGAACCGAGCUUUUGGUUUUCAAGAGCGGCAUAAAUCCCGUGUGGGAAGACCCAAUUAAUGCCAAGGGAGGACGUUGGGUUUUCCGGUUCAAUCGCCGUUAUAACCUUCCCGCGGAACAAACCAAUGUUGAUUCAAUAAAAAGUUUGAGACAGCGGUCCAGUUUGAUCUGGGAACGUCUUUUACUCAAAACGAUGACGGGAUCUAUCAUUCCCGACGGUGACUACACCCCGGAAGUUCAAGACAUAUUACUUAAUGACAUAACUGGAUUAGUUUUGAGUGUGAGAAAAGACGAUGACAUCAUUAGCAUUUGGAACGCAAACUUGAACUUCAACAAAAAGAAACCAUCCGACGACGAUGAUAAGAAAAAAUUGACGUCGUUCCAAGCAAGACGAAUUAUCUGCGAUCUGAUACUUCGAGUGGUUCGAGAGGUGGACCUCAUUAUGACCGGCAGCAACGACGUCUUUACAGUUGAUACGGGCUCUAACGAAAGGGUACAGGGAGUUUCAUUCGAGUACAGAAUGCAUGCAGACAGUAACAACCCAGUGCCUGAAAAAUAUGGAAGACGGUACAAGCAGCAUAGGCAGGAAGAAGAAUAG